Molecule: messenger RNA, 6934 nt
Organism: Octopus bimaculoides (California two-spot octopus)
Lineage: Eukaryota; Metazoa; Mollusca; Cephalopoda; Octopoda; Octopodidae
Product: U5 small nuclear ribonucleoprotein 200 kDa helicase
Biological process (GO): resolution of meiotic recombination intermediates
Cellular component (GO): nucleus
Molecular function (GO): nucleic acid binding; DNA helicase activity; ATP hydrolysis activity
Source: RefSeq, a predicted model, not a curated record
CACUGUUGAAAAAUUCUAGGUUCGUAGCUUAUGACUGAUGCUGCAGUGUGACCCGAUAAAACUCCUUAACAAUCGGUUAAUUUAGAUGUAAACAUGAUUCCAUUAACUUUUAUGAGUUCAGUUGAAAUCCUUCCUGCAAUAAAAGCGAACGACGAGCACCGACUUACACAAUACAGGAUAUUAUUUGUGGUCGCUUACGGACGAAAUAAACUAAUAGACGUAGUAGCUUAAAAUGUUUUAUGCAGUUUUAAUUAAGUACCGAAUAAAUAUUAUAAAGUAAAAAGGAUAUCUAUUUAAUUUUACAUAAAUUUUUAAUAGCAUUUUUAAAACACCUUAUUCAGUUACUAUAACACACACACACACAUACAAUGUGGUAGUGGUUCUAAGCGACCUUCACUACCGCCAUAUUUAUGUUGUGACGGAGUCGGCGAAAUUUUUACCUCGAUUCAUUAAUCAAUUAACUAAUUAAUAACUGUUAUUUUUGAUAUAUUAUUAAUUGAUCGCCAUGGCGGAUGCUGCGGCCAGGUCAUUACAAUAUGAGUACAAAGCUAAUUCCAACCUUGUACUUCAAGCUGAUCGAUCUCUUAUUGAUCGAAGAGCUCGUGAUGAAGCCACUGGUGAAGUCAUAUCAUUGGUUGGUAAACUGGAAGGCAGCCGGAUGGGGGACAAAUCGAAAAGAACAAAACCACCUCAAAUGGAAGAACGCAAAGUCAAACGUAAGAAACGUGAUGAAGCAAAAAGAGAAGUGAUGAAGAUGAAAGGAACAACAUUGUUGUCAGAAGGCAUCAAUGAUAUGGUUGGAAUCGUCUAUCGGCCAAAGACCCAGGAGACUCGCCAGACCUAUGAAGUUCUGCUGAGCUUCAUACAAGCUGCUCUUGGAGAUCAGCCACGUGAUGUUUUGUGUGGUGCUGCUGAUGAAGUCCUUUCCGUGUUGAAAAAUGACCGAAUGAAAGACAAAGAACGCAAAAGAGAAGUCGAGAGUUUGAUUGGUUCCCUUGCAGACGAGAGAUUUGCAUUGCUUGUGAAUCUCGGCAAAAAGAUCUCUGACUGGGGUUCAGAAGAGAAAAUGCAGACAGAUGAGAAUAUUGAUGAGACAUACGGAGUUAAUGUUCAGUUUGAGGAGUCUGAAGAUGAGGAUGAUGCUGAUGUUUUUGGUGAAGUCCGUGAAGAAGAGGAAGAAGAAGAUGAAGGAGAAGAAGCUGAGAUGGAUGCAACUCUCAGAGCAAAUUUGGCAGAAAGAGAAGAAAACAAGAAGAAACUAGAAGGGGGACUUCAUCCUCGAGACAUUGAUGCUUUCUGGCUGCAGAGGAAGCUCAAUAAGUAUUAUCCUGAUGAUCCAACAGUGGCACAAACCAGGUCGAAAGAAAUCUUAGAAAUCCUCAAGAAUGCUGUUGACGAUCGAGAAGCUGAGAACCAAUUAGUGAUGCUGCUGGGAGUCAGUCAGUUUGAGUUUAUCAAAAUUCUGAGACAACACAGACAAAUGGUAUUGUAUUGCACGUUGCUUGCUCAAGCCCAGAGUGCUGCAGAGAGGAAAGAAGUUGAAGAGAAAAUGGAAAAUGACGCAGACCUGUCAAAUAUCUUGAUGGCAUUGCAAGCCACCGAGAAAGAGGACAUUGUCAGUGAGCAAAGGGCUCGCAGACAUCAAGCACGCCAGUCUCGAAUGGCUGCAAACAUGGAGCCCAUGCUUGCAAAUGGUGUAGACCAGGUUAUGAGCCAAGUGCAGUUGUUGGACCUAGAUGACUUAGUCUUCUCCCAAGGAAGUCAUUUGAUGGCCAAUAAGAGAUGCCAACUGCCUGAUGGUUCUUUCCGGAAGCAGCGCAAAGGAUAUGAAGAAGUCCAUGUUCCUGCCUUGAAACCCAAAUCAUUUGACCAGAACGAGACUUUGAUUCCAAUUGAGCGCUUACCAAAAUAUGCUCAACCAGCUUUUGAAGGCUUCAAGAGUCUGAACCGAAUACAAAGCAGACUUUGCAAGACUGCUUUGGAAACAUCUGAAAACAUUUUGCUGUGUGCCCCAACAGGUGCCGGUAAAACCAAUGUGGCAUUACUCUGCAUGCUGCGAGAAAUUGGUAAACAUGUAAACAAUAAUGGUACCAUUAAUACGGAUGAGUUUAAAGUUGUUUAUAUUGCACCCAUGAAAUCUCUUGUACAAGAAAUGGUUGGAAAUUUUACUGAGAGAUUGAAAUCAUAUGGUUUGAAAGUUGCUGAACUGACAGGAGAUCACCAGUUAACGAAGGAACAGAUUACUGCAACUCAAGUAAUUGUCUGCACUCCAGAGAAAUGGGAUAUCAUCACUCGUAAAGGUGGUGAGAGAACCUACACUCAAGCUGUGCGACUCAUGAUUUUUGAUGAGAUCCACUUGCUACAUGAUGACCGAGGGCCUGUCUUAGAAUCUCUUGUAUCCCGAACAAUCCGGAACAUAGAAACAACUCGGGAGGAAGUUCGUUUAGUGGGUCUCAGUGCCACACUCCCCAAUUAUGAAGAUAUAGCAACAUUCCUUAGAGUUGAUGCCUCACAGGGCCUCUUCUUCUUCGACAACAGCUACCGGCCGGUGCCACUGGAACAACAGUUUAUUGGAAUCACUGAAAAGAAAGCUGUGAAACGAUUUCAAAUUAUGAAUGAAAUUGUGUACGAAAAAGUAAUGGAACAUGCCGGUAAAAACCAGGUUCUGGUUUUUGUUCAUUCCCGUAAAGAAACCGGCAAAACUGCCCGUGCAAUUCGAGACAUGUGCCUUGAGAAAGAUACGUUGGGGUCUUUUUUGAAAGAAGGGUCAGCUUCUACUGAAGUAUUAAGAAAUGAAGCAGAGCAAGUGAAGAAUCUCGAGUUAAGAGAUCUGCUUCCAUAUGGUUUUGCCAUUCACCACGCCGGAAUGACUAAGGUAGAUCGAGCUCUUGUGGAAGAUCUCUUUGCAGAUCGUCACAUUCAGGUGUUGGUGUCCACCUCAACCCUUGCUUGGGGUGUUAAUUUACCUGCACAUACUGUAAUCAUCAAAGGAACACAGGUGUACAGCCCGGAAAAAGGAAGAUGGGUUGAAUUGAGUGCUUUGGAUGUUAUGCAGAUGCUUGGUCGAGCAGGUCGGCCCCAAUAUGACACAAGAGGAGAAGGUAUCAUGAUAACAAACCAUAGCGAACUUCAAUAUUACCUUUCACUCAUGAACCAACAGUUGCCCAUUGAAAGCCAAUUCAUAACAAAACUUGCUGAUAAUCUCAAUGCUGAAGUGGUCCUUGGCACCGUCCAGAACAUGAAAGAAGCCAUUAAUUGGCUAGGCUACACAUACCUCUAUAUCCGCAUGCUGCGUUCUGGCCCUCUUUAUGGUGUUAGUAUUGACCACCAGAAAGACGAUCCUGUUUUAGAACAGAGACGGAAAGACCUCGUCCAUUCAGCUGCAUCUUUACUCGACAAACACAAUUUGAUGAAGUAUGACCGUAAAACUGGAAAUUUUCAGGUAACAGAACUUGGUCGUAUUGCUAGCCAUUUCUAUUGUAGUCAUGAAACUAUGGCAACAUAUAACCAACUUUUGAAACAAACUCUUAGUGAAAUUGAACUCUUCAGGGUUUUCUCAUUGUCUUCGGAAUUCAAAAACAUCACUGUUCGUGAGGAAGAAAAACUGGAAUUGCUAAAGCUUCUUGAACGUGUACCGAUUCCAAUCAAGGAAAGUAUUGAAGAACCCAGUGCCAAGGUGAAUGUCCUGCUACAAGCCUACAUCUCACAAUUGAAACUGGAAGGCUUUGCAUUGAUGGCUGACAUGGUAUUUAUCACUCAGUCGGCCGGCCGGCUCAUGAGAGCUAUUUUUGAGAUAGUCUUACAUCAUGGUUGGGCCCAGUUGGUAGACAAAGCCCUCACACUCUGCAAGAUGGUUGACAAGCGAAUGUGGCAAUCCAUGAGCCCUCUGCGUCAGUUCCGGAAAAUUCCUGAGGAAGUAAUUAAGAAAAUAGAGAAGAAGAAUUUCCCCUUUGACCGUCUGUACGAUUUGAACCCUAACGAAAUUGGUGAGUUCAUACGAAUGCCAAAGAUGGGCAAGACCAUCCACAAAUACGUGCACCAGUUUCCCAAACUGGAACUUUCGGUUCAUAUCCAACCAAUCACACGAUCCACCCUCAAAGUCGAACUGACCAUCACUCCUGAUUUCCAAUGGGAAGAGAAGGUUCAUGGCCACUCUGAGGCUUUCUGGAUUCUGAUUGAAGACGUUGACAGUGAGGUUAUCCUUCAUCAUGAAUAUUUCUUACUAAAAAGCAAAUUUAACCAAGAUGAACAUGUGGUGAAAUUCUUUGUUCCUGUAUUUGAACCUCUUCCACCACAAUAUUUCAUCAAAGUCAUAUCAGAUAGAUGGAUUGGUGCUGAAACCCAAUUACCAGUGUCAUUUCGUCACCUGAUCCUGCCAGAACGGUACCCUCCUGCCACAGAACUUCUCGAUCUUCAACCAUUGCCUGUUUCUGCUUUACGAAAUGCCACUUUUGAGGCUCUUUACAGUGAGAAGUUCCCAUUCUUCAAUCCAAUUCAGACACAAGUUUUUAACGCCAUCUACAACAGUGACGACAAUGUUUUUGUCGGAGCACCAUCAGGAAGUGGCAAAACUAUUUGUGGAGAAUUUGCAGUUCUACGAAUGUUGUCCCAGAACCCUGAUGGCAGAUGUGUUUAUGUGACAUGUUUGGAAACUCUUGCCCAACAGACCUACACCGAUUGGUACAACAAGUUCUGUCUCCAGAUGGGCAAAAGAGUUGUGUUGCUGACAGGUGAAACUGCCACAGAUCUCAAACUACUUGCUAAAGGUAACAUAAUAAUCAGCACACCUGAGAAGUGGGAUGUGCUUUCUCGGCGCUGGAAACAGAGGAAGAAUGUACAGAGUGUCAAUCUAUUUAUUAUUGAUGAGCUUCAUUUGAUCGGAGGUGAUGUUGGCCCAGUUUUAGAAGUGAUCUGCUCUCGAAUGAGAUACAUUUCUUCUCAACUAAACCGGAAUAUUCGAAUUGUGGCUUUGAGCUCAUCGUUGUCCAAUGCUAAGGACAUCGCACAAUGGCUCGGCUGCAGUACGGGAGGCUUUUUCAAUUUCCAUCCAAAUGUUCGGCCAGUUCCUCUGGAAUUGCAUAUACAGGGUUUUAAUAUCAGCCACAAUGCAUCCCGCAUCGUUGCCAUGUCCAAGCCUACCUACCAAGCCAUCCUGCGGCAUUCCACUAAGAAACCUGUCCUGGUGUUUGUUCCAUCUCGCAAACAAACUCGCCUCACUGCCAUCGACAUUUUGACCUUUUGUGCAGCUGACAUGCAGCCCAAUCAUUUCUUGCAUGUGCCACAAACCGAUCUGGAUCCUUUUGUUAACAAGAUCAAUGAUAAGACUUUAAGAGAGACUCUAUGCAAUGGUGUAGCAUAUCUGCAUGAAGGACUCAACGAUACCGAACGCAAAGUGAUUGAGCAACUUUUCAUGAGUGGAGCAAUACAACUGGUGGUAGCUUCCCGCAAUCUUGCCUGGGGGAUGACCAUGACGUCUCAUCUGGUCAUUGUGAUGGACACACAGUACUACGAUGGCAAAGCACACUCCCAUCUUGACCAUUGUCUCCAUGACCACUUCAAUGCUGAAAUUGUAACCAAAACCAUUGAAAAUAAACAAGAUGCUGUGGACUACCUCACAUGGACUUUCCUCUACAGACGGAUGACACAGAACCCUAAUUACUACAACUUACAAGGUGUGUCACAUCGUCAUUUGUCUGAUCAUCUCUCAGAAUUGGUGGAGAAUACAAUCAAUGAUUUGGAACAGUCAAAGUGUAUCAGUGUUGAAGAUGAAAUGGAUGUCGCCCCACUCAACCUGGGUAUGAUUGCUGCCUAUUAUUACAUCAAUUACACAACAAUCGAAUUGUUCAGCAUGUCUUUGAAUGCUAAAACUAAAGUGAAAGGACUCAUUGAAAUCAUCUCAAACGCUGCAGAAUAUGAAUCCAUCUCAAUCCGGCACCAUGAGGACCAAGUGCUGAAACAAUUGGCAACACGUUUGCCCCACAAACUGGCAAACCCAAAAUACAACGAUCCCCACAUGAAAACAAACCUGUUGUUACAAGCCCAUUUGUCUCGGCUGCAGUUAUCUGCAGAAUUACAGUCAGACAAGGAACUGAUUCUGAGUAAAGCUAUUCGCUUAAUCCAAGCUUGUGUGGAUGUACUGAGUAGCAACGGUUGGCUGAGUCCUGCUCUUUCUGCCAUGGAACUUACUCAAAUGGUUACCCAGGCAAUGUGGAGUAAAGAUUCCUACCUGAAACAGCUACCAUUCUUUACUAACGAAACCAUCAACAGAUGUCAAGAGAAGGGUCAUGAAACUAUAUUUGAUAUCAUGGAGAUGGAAGACGAUGAGCGUAAUGCUCUGCUGCAGUUGUCUGACACUGAAAUGGCUGGUGUGGCAAGGUUCUGUAACCGAUAUCCCAACAUUGAGUUGACUUUUGAAGUUCAAGAUAAAGACAUCAUCAAAAGUGGUUCUACUGUGAAUGUACUUGUCACACUUGAGAGAGAAGACGAAAUAACUGGACCUGUCAUUGCUCCGUUUUUCCCACAGAAACGAGAAGAAGGAUGGUGGGUAGUUAUUGGUGAUUCCAAGACAAAUUCCUUGUUAUCCAUCAAGCGCCUGACUUUACAGCAAAAAGCCAAAGUAAAACUCGACUUUGUGGCCCCAAGUGUAGGACACCACAAUUACAUUUUGUUCUUCAUGAGUGAUGCUUACAUGGGCUGUGACCAAGAAUACAAGUUCUCAAUUAACGUCAAUAAAGCUGAAGAAGAGGACGAUAUGAGCAGCGGCGAUAAUGCUAGUGACAUGGAAUGAGCACCGACAAGUGUUCGAAUUCUUUAAAUCAGAUUUCUCUGUACAGUUUCCAUUAACUUCUAUAUUCUUAUUGAACUGAUCUAAUCAAUAUUUACAAAUCUUUAUCCAUAAUUUUUUUUUUAAUCAUUAAAAUCAUUUGUUUUUCUA